AGUGUCCCUGCGCCCCACGGGCCAGAGCAGCAGCGAGAGCAGCUUUCCCCGCUCCCUCCCCCUCGCCUCACUCACCCCCACCCCCCCGCCGAGCGAGGAGGAGCCGGAGGAGAGGAAGAUGGCGGCGGCCGCCAGCACCCGCGGAGCCGCGGGGCCGCUUCGAGGAGCCUGAGAGACCCACAGAGGCUUCGCGGGAAGACGCGGCGGCGGAGGAUGAGCCUGCAGAGCGCGCAGUAUCUCCGAAUGUCUUAAACCAUUCUUCCUUAUGAGAAAUUGGAUGUUCUUGCAGAUAGUCAUUGUGGGAGAAAACGUUUCAUUUAAGUCCCAGAUGAGGACCGGAAACUUGAAAUCAGAGGAGCAUCUGAAAUCAAGUAAUAUUAGGCAGGCAGAAGUCCUGAAGGCUGACAUGACAGAUUCUAAGCUGGGUCCGGCUGAGGUCUGGACAUCCAGACAGGCUCUGCAGGACCUGUACCAGAAAAUGCUAGUUACUGAUUUGGAAUACGCGUUAGACAAGAAAGUAGAACAGGAUCUCUGGAAUCAUGCCUUUAAGAAUCAGAUCACAACACUACAAGGCCAGGCAAAGAAUCGAGCAAACCCGAAUCGGAGUGAAGUUCAGGCAAACCUUUCUCUGUUCCUAGAGGCAGCUAGUGGCUUCUAUACUCAGUUAUUACAAGAACUAUGUACAGUGUUUAAUGUAGAUUUACCAUGCCGUGUGAAGUCUUCCCAGUUGGGAAUUAUCAGCAAUAAACAGACGCAUACCAGCGCCAUAGUGAAGCCACAGUCUAGCUCCUGUUCCUAUAUCUGCCAGCACUGCCUCGUCCACCUUGGAGACAUUGCUCGAUACAGAAACCAGACCAGCCAGGCAGAGUCCUACUAUAGGCAUGCAGCUCAGCUUGUCCCCUCUAAUGGUCAGCCUUAUAAUCAGUUGGCUAUCUUAGCUUCUUCCAAAGGAGACCAUCUGACCACAAUUUUCUACUACUGCAGAAGCAUCGCUGUGAAGUUCCCUUUCCCAGCUGCCUCCACUAAUCUACAAAAAGCACUUUCUAAAGCACUGGAAAGCCGGGAUGAGGUGAAAACCAAAUGGGGUGUUUCUGACUUCAUCAAGGCCUUUAUUAAAUUCCACGGUCAUGUGUACCUGAGUAAGAGCUUGGAAAAGUUGAGCCCUCUUCGAGAGAAGUUGGAAGAACAGUUUAAGAGGCUGCUAUUCCAAAAAGCUUUCAACUCUCAGCAGUUAGUUCACGUCACUGUCAUUAACCUGUUUCAACUUCAUCACCUUCGUGACUUUAGCAAUGAAACGGAGCAGCAUAGUUAUAGCCAAGAUGAGCAGCUGUGUUGGACACAGUUGCUGGCCCUCUUUAUGUCUUUUCUUGGCAUCCUGUGCAAGUGUCCUCUCCAGAACAAGUCUCAGGAGGAGUCCUACAAUGCCUAUCCCCUUCCUGCAGUCAAGGUCUCCAUGGACUGGCUGAGACUCAGACCCAGGGUCUUUCAGGAAGCAGUGGUGGACGAAAGACAGUACAUUUGGCCCUGGCUAAUUUCUCUCCUAAAUAGUUUCCAUCCCCAUGAAGAGGAUCUUUCAAGUACUAAUGCUACACCACUUCCAGAGGAGUUUGAGUUACAAGGAUUCUUGGCUUUGAGACCUUCUUUCAGGAACUUAGAUUUUUCUAAAGGCCACCAGGGUAUUACAGGAGACAAAGAAGGUCAGCAACGACAAAUACGGCAGCAGCGCUUGAUCUCUAUAGGCAAAUGGAUUGCCGAUAAUCAGCCAAGGCUGAUUCAGUGUGAAAAUGAGGUAGGGAAAUUGUUGUUUAUCACAGAAAUCCCAGAGUUAAUACUGGAAGACCCCAGUGAGGCCAAAGAGAACCUCAUUCUGCAAGAACCAUCCAUGGUAGAGUCCCUGGCUGCGGACGGGAACCCAGGACUGAAAUCAGUGCUGUCCACGGGCCGUAAUCUAAGCAACAGCUGUGACCCAGGAGAGAAGCCAAUGGUCACCUUCAAAGAGAACAUUAAGCCGCGAGAAGUGAACAGAGACCAAGGAAGAAGUUUUCCUCCCAAAGAGGUGAGAAGGGACUAUAGCAAAGGAAUUACUGUAACUAAGAAUGAUGGAAAGAAGGACAACAGCAAGAGGAAAACAGAAACCAAGAAAUGCACCUUAGAAAAGUUACAGGAAACAGGAAAGCAGAGUGUGGCAGUGCAGGUAAAAUCCCAGACAGAACUAAGAAAGACUCCAGUGUCUGAAGCCAGGAAAACACCUGUAACUCAAACCCAAAGUCAAGCAAGUAACUCGCAGUUCAUCCCCAUUCAUCACCCUGGAGCCUUCCCUCCUCUUCCCAGCCGGCCAGGGUUCCCGCCCCCCACAUAUGUUAUUCCCCCUCCUGUGGCAUUUUCUAUGGGCUCAGGUUACACCUUCCCAGCUGGUGUUUCUGUCCCAGGAACCUUUCUUCAGCCUACAGCUCACUCUCCAGCAGGAAACCAGGUGCAAGCUGGGAAACAGUCCCACAUUCCUUACAGCCAGCAACGGCCCUCUGGACCAGGGCCAAUGAACCAGGGACCUCAACAACCACAGCCACCUUCCCAGCAACCCCUUACAUCUCUACCAGCUCAGCCAACAGCACAGUCUACAAACCAGUUGCAGGUUCAAGCUCUAGCUCAGCAACAAUCCCCCACAAAAGCUGUGCCGGCUUUGGGGAAAAGCCCUCCUCACCACUCUGGAUUCCAGCAGUAUCAACAGGCAGAUGCCUCCAAACAGCUGUGGAAUCCCCCUCAGGUUCAAGGCCCAUUAGGGAAAAUCAUGCCUGUGAAACAGUCCUACUACCUUCAGUCCCAAGACCCCAUAAAACUGUUUGAGCCGUCAUUGCAACCUCCUGUAAUGCAGCAGCAGCCUCUAGAGAAAAAAAUGAAGCCUUUUCCCAUGGAGCCAUAUAACCAUAAUCCCUCAGAAGUCAAGGUCCCAGAAUUCUACUGGGAUUCUUCUUACAGCAUGGCUGAUAACAGAGCUGUAAUGGCCCAGCAAGCAAACAUGGACCGCAGGGGCAAACGGUCACCAGGAGUCUUCCGUCCAGAGCAGGAUCCUGUGCCCAGGAUGCCAUUUGAGGACCCCAAGGGCUCCCCUCUGCUUCCUCCGGACCUGUUAAAGAGUCUGGCUGCCUUGGAGGAAGAGGAAGAGCUGAUUUUUUCUAACCCUCCUGAUCUUUACCCAGCUUUGCUGGGGCCUCUCGCCUCUCUUCCUGGACGGAGCCUCUUUAAAUCCUUGUUGGAGAAGCCCUCGGAGCUCAUGUCCCAUUCCUCCUCUUUCUUGUCCCUCACCGGAUUUUCUCUCAAUCAGGAAAGAUACCCAAAUAACAGCGUGUUCAAUGAGGUAUAUGGGAAAAACCUGACAACCAGCUCCAAAACAGAACUUAAUCCUUCGCUGGCCCCCCAGGAGACAUCACUGUACUCCCUCUUCGAAGGGACCCCCUGGUCUCCAUCACUUCCUGCCAGUUCAGAUCAUUCAACACCAGCCAGCCAAUCUCCUCAUUCCUCUAACCCAAGCAGCCUGCCAAGCUCCCCUCCAACACACAACCAUAAUUCUGUUCCAUUCUCCAACUUUGGACCCAUUGGAACUCCAGAUAACAGGGAUAGGAGAACUGCAGAUCGGUGGAAAACUGAUAAGCCAGCCAUGGGUGGGUUUGGCAUUGACUAUCUCUCAGCGACAUCAUCCUCUGAGAGCAGUUGGCAUCAGGCCAGCACUCCAAGUGGCACCUGGGCAGGCCAUGGCCCCUCCAUGGAGGAUUCCUCUGCUGUCCUCAUGGAAAGCCUAAAGUCUAUCUGGUCCAGUUCCAUGAUGCAUCCUGGACCUUCCGCUCUGGAGCAGCUGUUAAUGCAGCAGAAGCAGAAACAGCAGCGGGGACAAGGCACCAUGAACCCUCCACACUGAGGCCAAAGUGGCAACCCUGGGAAUGAAGGCUCCAUAAACCAUGGCAUGUUGGGUUUGCAGGACUGGCCCAUACAGUCCCCUGCAGGUGGCAGCCCUCUUUUCUGUUUCUUGCUGUUGAGAGGGUGUAAGCGUUCCACCGGCACGCUGAGUGUGCACGAAAUGUCCGCAGUGCAACAAAAAGAAAAAAUCAUCGGGAACUCUCCGUCCCCCUGGGGCCUUCCGGAGGGAGAGAGGAGCUGCUGUCUGUCUCACUCAGUUACCUGAUACCACCGCCUCUCACCUUCUCCAUCGUGCAUGUCCCCAGCCACAAGGGAAGUGAAAGCUGAGAAGGGGAGGCAGAUGGGAGAAGCCAAUGGGAACUUCUCAGUCCUUUUUUCCUCUUUGGGGAAUAAAACAGGAAUCCAUUAA
Messenger RNA from Neogale vison (American mink), 4321 nucleotides. RefSeq names its product SMG7 nonsense mediated mRNA decay factor (gene SMG7). Gene Ontology annotation, biological process: nuclear-transcribed mRNA catabolic process, nonsense-mediated decay. The record is from RefSeq and is a predicted model, not a curated record. The transcript is spliced from 24 exons. NCBI's taxonomy places the organism in Eukaryota, Metazoa, Chordata, Mammalia, Carnivora, Mustelidae. Gene Ontology annotation, cellular component: telomerase holoenzyme complex. The coding region runs from base 266 to 3913 and encodes 1215 amino acids. Gene Ontology annotation, molecular function: telomerase RNA binding; protein binding; telomeric repeat DNA binding.